AUGGCACAAAAACCCACGUAUACCGAUCAACAGCUGGAGUUAUACUUGAACCGAAUCAGAUACUCCCAUUCCGCCCAAUCCGAGGGCAAUCUUCUUCAACAUCUCCGCCAGGAUAUCGAGAAUGACGCACUUUCUGCGCUGGGUGAGCUGCAAAGGCGACAUCUCACUGCCAUCCCAUGGGGCAAUUCAGCGCUGCAUUACUCGCAGCAUCAUACUAUAUCUCUGAACCCGGAAUGUCUCUUUGAGAAGAUGGUGGAGCGCCGGCUGGAUGGAUAUUGCAUGGAGAACACCGGGAUCUUCUUUAUUGUCUUGCGGUCCCUGGGGUAUCUUGUUUACGCCACUGGAGGUAGAGUCAGUCAUGCGGCGGCGAAGGGAGUGGAUGAUGGAUUAUAUCUGCCAUUUGGACAUAUGGUUCUGAUUGUGAUCAUCGCAGGGGAGAAGUACAUGGUUGAUGUCGGCUUUGGAAACAAUUGUGCCACUGCUCCACUAUUACUUCAAGAAGGUGCUACUGCUACGGCUAUCGCACCAUCUGAGAUGCGUAUUGUCAGAGAAAGCAUUGCUGAGUUCACAAACUCUAGCCAAAAGAUCUGGAUUUACCAAACAAGAUACAACCCUGAGAGCAAGUGGUUGCCACAGAUCUGCUUUUCCGAUAUGGAGUUUCUACCACAGGAUUUCAGCGUCAUGAACUUCGAAUCCAGCCAGAGCCGAACAAGCUGGUUCACCCAGAUCUUUGUCUGCAUGCGAAUGCUUUUGGGCCCAAGCGGCACAGAGAUCGUAGGUCAGUGCAUCAUGUCGGGUAAAGAAGUCAAGAUGAGAUUGCGCGGGCAAACGGAGAUCUUGCAGGUGCUGGAGACCGAAGAGGACCGCGUCGAGGCACUGGCCAAGUAUUUCGAUAUGCAUCUCCGUGAGAGUGAGAUCCAAGGUAUUCGGGGAAUGACCUCGGAGCUCAAGUAG
Molecule: messenger RNA, 954 nt
Organism: Penicillium roqueforti
Lineage: Eukaryota; Fungi; Ascomycota; Eurotiomycetes; Eurotiales; Aspergillaceae
Product: arylamine N-acetyltransferase family protein
Exons: 3
Coding region: 1-954 (317 amino acids)
Molecular function (GO): acetyltransferase activity
Source: RefSeq, a predicted model, not a curated record